UAAAUAAAAUUUGAAUUGUUCUAAACAAAUCAACUUGGUCAUGAUGUGUGAUUGAAUUAUUUUGGUGCUCAACAAUGUGAAAUUAUUAGUAAAUAUUUUAAUAUAAACGACAUACAAUCAAAAAAUGGCAGAUGAAAAUACAGAUAUGGGUAUAUUGGAACCCUCUAAUGUGCAACUGUCAAGACAACCCAGCCCAGGAUCUCAGCGAGAGGUGCCUCCAACUACAGAUAAUUUCGAAACUAGUGGAACCAUUAAAGCCGAUAUUCAACCGUUACCGUCACCUCCACGUUCUGUUAAAAGUUACCAGUCACCAAUUGCUAUUGAAAAACAACAUUCUUCCCAAAUUCCAACUACUCCAAACGUUUCUUCGCCACCUAGAAGCCUAGGUUCUGUGGGAAAACCUUCGUUAAAUUUAUCCAUAAAAAGUGAUAAAAAUAAGGCAUCUAAAAUUGAAUUGAAAAAAACAUUAAGUCCAAGUACAAAAAGUUUCAGUUCUGGAAGAGGUAAAGAAGAUAUCAUACAAACGAUAAUCGAUCUCGAGCCCCAAGGAAAAGACAUAAGUGAUCAUGUAGAAGAAUUAACUGAAUCAAUCAAAGAACUCACCAAGAAUAUAGAACAACCCAACUCGCCUAAUUUGAACAAUAACAUCGAUAAAAUAGCAACCAUGAGUAAAAUGUUAACCAACGAAGCUAACGCAUUAAGGGAAUCAAUAAAAAGUUUAUCGAAUGACAUAAGUCGAACUAAAAAAGAAUUUCUCACAGCGAAAGACGAAGAUGUAAAUUUUCCAUAUCAUCUAUUUCUAAUCGAAUUAAUAAUAAACAAAAUACACAUGAAAUGCGAAUGCUUCGAAUUUGAUUACAACAAUUUAGUUAUAACGGCUAAUUUUUUGGGAAAACAACCUAUAGUUUUAUACGAUUCCUCGUAUGGAAAAGUGGAUGAUUUCGCUCACCUAAAUGUCGGUAAAUCGGCCUUGUUCGCAAUGACAUAUGAUAAAAUAUGCAAUAUCAAAGAGUUUGUUAUAAAGCUAAAAAUAGUGAAGCACCCGCCAUGUUCGAAUUGCGUUACUAAAGUUGGUGAAACUCGAGCUGAUUAUACGAAGGAUUUUGUUGCACUUCGCGAGGAACUGUGCAAGAAAUGGGCGAACGAACAGCCGACUGACAACAUUAUCUGUACGACUUCAACACCUAUGAGCAAGAAUAUAUUUUACGUUUGGUGUGGUGAAACGGAAAAGAGCGAUUCUAUAGGUGUCAUCGAGAUUUCAGCCCGAAUGUCUUUUCUUGGCAAAGAGAUUACAACCGCGUUCAUAGCUUCACCCAAACAACAGGGCACAUCGGUCCUGCAGAAAGACGACAAUGGCAUGACAAUGUACUCUUGUCAAAACGUCGAGUUAGAUGGACAAGGCAAGGUACUGUUGGAUGAAGAUUCUCUCACCAGGAAGGAGAUCCCUCGCAGCGCUCACACGGUGUACAGUAAGAGAGCAGAUAGUCCUGUUUCGCAGUUUUCGAGCGCAUCCUCCAAACCGUCAACGAAACAUUAUUAUGGAUACAGACAUCAAGCAGGAAUACCGAAAUAUGACGAAAUAUUUACUAAAAUGAAUGCAAACGAAUUAAAAAUCAGAGUGCCCAAAACAACGAGAGUAGAAAGAAUGGGGAAAUACGACAAAAUACAGGAAAUAUGCUCAUGUGAAGAUACUCCUUAUAAUACGGGGGAACAAAUACAAUUUGACUUGCCCAGAGAUUUGUGUUACCCAACCAAAUCCAAUAACUAUUCUACUAAUCUAAAAUAUACUUUCGGCGGCAAAGAAAGAAGCUGUGAUGCGAGAGAUCGAAAGAUAAUAAAUGUAACUCCAUCCAAUUGCCCUGUUCCUGUCAAUAUGGAGAAAAUGGAUCAUCCGCAAAAGGAUGUAUUCAUAUUAAAAAUUGGCAAGAAACUUGAAACAAAGGAUAAAAAGACAGAUCUUGAAAUAGAACUGGUGACUCCGAAAGCCCCCUUUCCUGUCGAAGCUAAUAACAACAUCUCUCAGCAAUGCAGUUCUAACGAAAUAAAGAAGAAACCUACCGAUUCAAUUAAUAAGGAAAAAGAUAAACAUAAGAAAAAGACCGGUUUGGGCGAAUUUAGGAUACGCGAUUUGAAUGAUGAAAUAAACAAGUUGAUGCGCGAGAAGCGUCACUGGGAGGUGCAGAUCAAAUCGCUGGGCGGGCCGGACCACGCGCGGGUCGGUCCGCGCAUGCUCGACCAGGAUGGCAAAGAAGUACCUGGCAACAGAGGCUAUAAGUACUUCGGAGCCGCUAAAGACCUACCAGGUGUGCGCGAGCUAUUCGAGCAGGAGCCGCCCCCGCCGGCGCGACGCACGCGCGCAGACCUCAUGCGCGACGUCGACGCUGACUACUACGGAUACCGCGACGACGACGACGGUCUGCUGCUGCCGCUAGAGAAGGAAGCCGAAAGACAUGCGAUAGCUCGAGCAGUGGAAGAGUGGAAACGGAAUAAAGAACAGAACAAGGAGCAAGAUUUACCUGAAGAGGAGAAUAUCUAUCCAGAAGAUCCUGAUGACAAGAGGAUAGAAGAUGACGAGGAGAUGCCAGAGAAAUCCUCCGCCCCCACGCUGAUCGCGGUGCCCUCGCAGAAGGACGUAGAGGAAGCGCUGCUCAGACGGAAAAAGCAGGAACUUCUAGAACGAUACGGCUGUCUGGAUGUUAAGUUAGAAAAUAGCUGAUAUAUCUAAUAAAUAAUAAAUUUA
Molecule: messenger RNA, 2740 nt
Organism: Papilio machaon (common yellow swallowtail)
Lineage: Eukaryota; Metazoa; Arthropoda; Insecta; Lepidoptera; Papilionidae
Exons: 6
Coding region: 125-2716 (863 amino acids)
Biological process (GO): generation of catalytic spliceosome for second transesterification step; mRNA 3'-splice site recognition
Cellular component (GO): post-mRNA release spliceosomal complex; post-spliceosomal complex; Prp19 complex
Source: RefSeq, a predicted model, not a curated record